Chrysoperla carnea is the source of this 4192-nucleotide messenger RNA. RefSeq names its product histone-lysine N-methyltransferase eggless (gene egg). Gene Ontology annotation, molecular function: zinc ion binding; histone H3K9 methyltransferase activity; protein binding. The transcript has 18 exons. Gene Ontology annotation, biological process: heterochromatin organization; negative regulation of gene expression. Bases 157 to 3933 code for a protein of 1258 amino acids. Gene Ontology annotation, cellular component: nucleus. NCBI's taxonomy places the organism in Eukaryota, Metazoa, Arthropoda, Insecta, Neuroptera, Chrysopidae. The record is from RefSeq and is a predicted model, not a curated record.
AUUUUAAAUGAUUAUUCGAAUUAUUUUUAACUAUCUGUUAACUAAAUGUAGUUUAUAAUUGAUAAGUGAUUCGAAAAGUUCAUGAUCGAAGGGAAAUUUCGAAGUAAAUAACCCAAUUUGAAAUGUCCUUAAAAAAUUUUUAAUUAAAAUAAAAGUAUGGAAACUCCAAAUCCAUCUGGUGAAAGUGAAAAAGCACCGGUAGAAUCUAAUGAUUUAGAUGGAAAUAAUGUAGAUAUGCAAAUUAAUAGCGAAACAAAUCAAUCAUCCACAGUACAAGAAACCGAAGCCGGUAACGUUAAAAUAGAAAAACCGAAUAGUAAUGAAAAUACCAGUGAUAAAAUGGAUACAUCUAUAGAGAACAAAAGUGCUGAGCCGAUGGAUAUCGAUUUAACAUUGGACGAUGAAGAAACUGCAGCAGAAUCGGCAAAUAAGAAAAAAAAAAAAGUUGAAAAUAAGAAAAAUACGAAUGUAAUUGAUUUGGAUGACAGUGAUAGUGAUAGUGCACUCACAAUAAUACCCACAAUACCAAGGAAAAAAACGUCUUGUAUUAAUCCAGAUUGUUUAGGCCAUAAUGAGAAUUUAUUGAAAGCGUCUGGAUAUUGUCUCAGUUUUUACAAAGUUAAAUUAAAUACUAAACGAACACAGGUGAUUUGUAAAGAUUGUCGUGAUCAAGCUUUAAAUAAUUUCCAAGCAAUGACUGAUUUAGCUGUAAAUAAUGAACCAAUUUUUAACCAUAAAUUACCGAUACAAAGUGAUUGUGUAGAAAUUAACGAUUCGAGUUCAGAGGAUGAAUACGAUCCGGAAAGUUUAUUAGAUUUGUCUAGUAAAGAUCUGAAAGUAUUAAAAUUAGAAAUAAGCCAAACAGUUGAAGAAAUCUUUGAGAAAUUUAAAAUUAAGGAUCAAAUACAAAAUAAUGUUGGAAUUUUAACACAAGAAUUUGAGACAAUUUCAGAUGGUACGGACGAUUUAAAUAAAAUUUUCAACGAUUUGCAAGCUAAAAUUGAUAAUGCACGAAAUUAUAUUUAUGAAAAUAAACCAGCUUGCCAGGAAAUUCAAGGCAUUGAUAUUGAUGUUGAUGGAGUUGUACAACUUAGGAGCAAAGUUGCUGAACGACGGAGUAGCAGAAAGAUUCAAAAACCGUCUACCUACGAUGAAACCGAAUUUAGUACAGCGACUCCACCAUCGGAUGUUAUGGUACCACCAAAAGCUCCACCACCAAAAACAACAUUUAUUCCCAAAUUUGGCACACUUACUAAAGAAGCGCCAGAAAUUAAUGGUCAAUAUUAUGCAAUGAAAUCAGCAGCAUUUGGAGCAUGGCAAUUAUGUCGUCUUUUAGAAAUAUUCCCAGCUGGAAUGAUUGUAAGUAACAGUGGAUUAAUGAUUAUUAAUGACAAACCAAGUAAUAAAGUAACCUACCGUGUCAGUUUCGAGAACAUACAUCGACGUACAACAAAAAAUAUGAUAAAAUUAAUAACAGGCAAACAAUUGGCAUAUUCCACAUACGCAGAUGUUCGUUUACCAAUUGGUAGUCGAGUCAUUGCACUGUUUAGUGAAAAUGAAAAUCCAAAAGCACAAAGCAAUUAUUAUGCAGGUAUUGUGGCCGAACCAUUAUCAAAUACAAAUCGUUUUCGUUAUUUAAUAUUUUUCGAUGAUGGUUACGCUCAAUAUGUACGUCAUGAGAAUUGUUUUCCAAUUGUGGAUGUUAGUCCAAAUGUUUGGGAAGAUAUUUCAUUGGAAACACGUAAUUAUAUUCAACAAUAUUUAAAGGAGUAUCCAGAUCGUCCAAUGGUUCGAUUAGUUCAAGGACAAGUACUUAAAACGGAACGAAAUGGAAAAUGGUGGUCAGCUAGAGUAAUUGAAGUAGAUGGCUCUUUGGUUAAAAUGAGUUUCGAAGGUGAUAAUCGCAAAGAAUGGAUUUAUAGGGGAUCACGUCGAUUAGCUCCAUUAUUCUACAAUAAUAAUCAAGCGAUUUUAGCGCGACAGAAUAAAGGCUUUACAACUCCACAACGGAAAAUUCCUUCGUCCAUGUUCAAAAGGCCUAACGAACCGUAUGUGGAAUAUACUAGGACAAUCGAAGAUGAAGACACAACAGACGUAUCAAUGAAUACUAUCAGUAAUAGUAAUAAUAUAGCUCGAGCAGUUGCACGUAAAAGUACAAGUUUACCUGCAAAUGUUGCCACAAAAAGUACCACACAUACUGGUGGUACUAAUUCUCUACCUAUUGUACCAUUCUUACCCACUGCUAAAGUACCGGGUAAUAGUCGUGUAAUUUAUUAUACAACAAGAACUGGUAAAUUACCUGGUUUGUAUAAACAUCAUCAAUGUGGACCAAGUUGUCGAGCAAAAUCACAACGUACACUAGCUGAGCUAAGAGAUUAUAGUAUAUUAGCUAAACCGAUUUUAGCUGGUUGGUUUAGGGAAACUGUUCGAUUUGGUAAAAACAAACGUGAAGUACGUUAUAUAACGCCAUGCUCACGUAUUGUGCGUAACAUGCAAGAAUUACAUCGUUAUUUACGAAUUACACAAAGUGAAAUGUCUGUGGAUAUGUUUGAUUUUAAUUGUGGCAUACAUGUACUCACCUUAUAUCAAAUUGAAAAGUCUAUCGUUGAGAAAAAGGAUCUCUCAAACGGUAUUGAAUACACACCAAUAUCAGUUGUAAAUGAUAUUGACGAUACAUUCCCUGAAUAUAUGCGUUACUCAAAUGUACGCGAACCCACCAAAGGAGUCAAUUUAAAUUUGAAUGAAGAAUUUUUAUGUGGUUGUGAUUGUACCGAUGAUUGUCAAGAUAAAACCAAAUGUGCAUGUUGGCAAUUGACUAUACAAGGUACCAAAGUUGGUAAAAAUGCCUCACCGGAUAUGUCAACUGGUUAUGUAUAUAAACGAUUAUUGGAUCCAGUUGUUACAGGAAUUUAUGAAUGUAAUUCAAGGUGUAAAUGUAAUGUAAAUACAUGCUUAAAUCGUGUUGUUCAACAUCCCCUACAAUUAAAACUGCAAAUAUUUAAAACGCCGAAUCGUGGUUGGGGUAUUCGAUGCUUACACGAUGUACCACGUGGAUCAUUUAUAUGUAUUUAUGCUGGGCAGCUACUUACCGAACAAACUGCUAAUGAGGGUGGAAUCAAUUUUGGUGAUGAAUAUUUAGCUGAACUUGAUUAUAUUGAAGUGGUUGAACGAUUAAAAGAAGGCUAUGAAUCGGAUGUCGUUGAAGAUGAUAUUGAUAUGCAUGACGAAGAUAGAAAAGAUGACGACGACGAAGAGUAUAAUCCAUUAGCAAAUCCUGAUGAUCGUGACUAUUUACCACACAUAAAAGGUGGAAAAUUAGCAUCAGAAGGAGUCAUUGGAACACGUCGUUCGAAACGUCGAAGUACACUAUUGAUGGAUGGAUUAAUGGAUUCAGAAAAUACCAAUCAAAGUACUGAUUCGGAUAAAUCGAAUAAGAAAGCGGAUGAUAAAAUGUCAGAAAGUGGUAGCACAAAAUCCGGACAAAAUGAAGAUGAUAAUAAGAAAAAAGAUAGUGCAAAUAAUUCUGGUGAAGAUGAAAGUAUUACGAUUAGCGAUGAUGAAGAUACUACGCGAGAAAAAUCAAGUUUUAUUCCAACGGCAUCUAUUGAUAACGAUGCAGAUGAAUAUGUUCCCAAAUAUAAAUCUGUGCGAAAAAUGUUUGGUCCAGAUGAAUCAUGCUAUAUUAUGGAUGCAAAAUGUGCUGGAAAUAUUGGUAGAUUUUUAAAUCAUUCAUGCAGUCCAAACGUAUUCGUACAAAAUGUAUUUGUGGAUACACAUGAUUUACGUUUUCCAUGGGUCGCCUUCUUUGCAAUGUCACACGUGAGAGCUGGCGUGGAAUUAACAUGGAAUUACAAUUAUGAUGUUGGUAGUGUACCAGGUAAAGUGAUGUAUUGUCAUUGUGGCAGUGAAGAGUGUCGUGGAAGACUUCUAUAAAUUUAUAUAAUUUACUUAUUUUAUUAUUUAAAAAAUUUGUUCCCUAGCUUAAUCAUUGUAAUAUUUUUCACUCUCAUUUCAAUAAACUUGACAUCAUGAAUAAUGAAAUUUUCAAGUUUCACUUCCUAACAGGCUCGUGCUCAAGAAUUAUUAAAGGGGAGGGGGUUAAACUUUUUUCCAUUAUGGUAGGUCAUAAAAUCAUAAGUUAAUUCUACGAGGUACUGAAAAUAACUUUUCAAAAAAGUGCGCGCAAUGUUUA